UAUUUUUUUUCUUUUGAUUUUUGAUUAGCACCACAUCAUGUUGAAAUUCAAGAAGCACGAAGAAAAGGAAGAAAAGGAGGUAGCACAGGAAGAACGUAAAGAAAGACGUAAAGAUGAGUCACCACCAGCUCGUCGUACCCAUCGUUCACCUCGUCGUCGCAGCAGAGAUCGCUCACCUCCACGUCGUAGCAGAGACGAUCGCUCACCUCCUCGUCGUCGUAGCAGAGAUCGCUCACCUCUCCGUCGUAGCAGAGAUGAUCGCUCUCCUCGUAGAUACGACCGUCGUGAUCGUUCUAAAUCUCCCGCCAAAAGAAGAUCCCGCAGUCCACCCAAAGAAAAAACUAGACUUAGUGAAAAGCCAGGUGUGAAGAAAGUGAUAAGAACACAACCUAGUUAUACUCUAAUCGAGUUGGAGGUAAAUGAUCGAUUGGGUAAGAAGGUGCGUGUAAAGUGUGCACCCAACGAUCUCGUAGGUGAUUUUAAGAAAUUGGUUGCUGCCCAGAUUGGAACAGAGCCUGGAAAAAUCGUAUUGAAAAAGUGGUACAAAGAGUUUAAAGAUCACAUUACACUUGCUGAUUAUGAACUGCAUGAUGGUAUGAAUCUUGAAUUAUAUUAUAGAUAACUCUUGGAUCGCUCAGAGGUAGCUCCAGGGUCGUACGGGUUUUCCUGCUUGUCAAAUAAAUCAAAAAAAAAAAAAAAAAAAAAAAAAAAACCCUGGCCCUUUUUUAUAACACACAACAUUUAUUAUCCCGCCCUUUUUCCCUUUUUCUUUCCCUUGCACCA
Mucor mucedo is the source of this 783-nucleotide messenger RNA. Its product is annotated as ubiquitin-related domain-containing protein. Gene Ontology annotation, molecular function: protein binding; protein tag activity. Gene Ontology annotation, cellular component: nucleus; cytoplasm. NCBI's taxonomy places the organism in Eukaryota, Fungi, Mucoromycota, Mucoromycetes, Mucorales, Mucoraceae. The record is from RefSeq and is a predicted model, not a curated record. The transcript has 4 exons. Gene Ontology annotation, biological process: mRNA splicing, via spliceosome; protein modification process. The coding region runs from base 38 to 622 and encodes 194 amino acids.